AUGAUGGAAUCCACUAAGCGCAAAGCUUCACCUCCCAGUGAUCUGCCCGUCGAGAAAAAGCUGAAGAAGCAAUGGCGCAAUCCCAAAAAACCCCAGCAACAACGUAGCCCACCUGCCACCAUCGAACCUGGUGAUGCUGGGAUUUGGGUAACAUGUGCCAAAGGUAAAGAAGGCAAAUCCACCAUCGAAGUACGCGAUCUUUUUGAGGAUUACGCUUUGAGGCUGUACAAUCACCUUGGAAACACAGACGCGGAUACCUCAGAAGCUCCUCCAUUAGAUGACGAUGACGAAGGGCAAGGUGCCGAUGACAUCGAAGCCUUGCUCAAAGGCGAAAUCAAAGACAUUAAGCAAUCCAGUGUGAAAUCAUCCUCGAAGAAUGAAGCAGUCUUCCAAACGGUAAAGCUAGACACGCAGUGUGUCUUAUUCUUCAAAACUAAACCGCCAAUUGAAUCAGUGAAUUUCGUUCACAAAAUCUGUCAAGAUGCUAGAGGUGGCGUCACGCAGAAAAGGUGUAGAUUCGUUAAGCGCUUUACACCUAUGAGCAGAAUGGCAAAGGCUACCAUUUCUGGCUUAGAGAGUGUGUGUGAUUAUGUGCUGGCCGAUGGAAUAGGGGUCGAGGGGACAAAGUAUGCCAUCCGGCCUACAUUGAGAGAUCAUAAUGUGUUGAAACGAGACGAGAUCAUUCAACUGGUUGCAAGGAUGGUGGCGCAGAGUGGACCGUCAUACAAAGUCGAUCUGAAGAAUCCUGAUGUGGUUGUUUUGGUAGAGGUCUACAGGAAUGUGCUUGGGAUGAGUGUAGUCCCUGGGGAGUUUGAGAGAUUGAAGCGAUACAAUCUCGCGGAGAUACUCGAACCAACGCCUACGUCUUAG
Messenger RNA from Bacidia gigantensis, 870 nucleotides. RefSeq lists its product as uncharacterized. The transcript has a single exon. Gene Ontology annotation, molecular function: RNA binding. The record is from RefSeq and is a predicted model, not a curated record. Bases 1 to 870 code for a protein of 289 amino acids. Lineage: Eukaryota; Fungi; Ascomycota; Lecanoromycetes; Lecanorales; Ramalinaceae. Gene Ontology annotation, biological process: tRNA modification.